This is a messenger RNA of Solea senegalensis (Senegalese sole), 3270 nucleotides long. RefSeq names its product multimerin-2-like. The transcript has 7 exons. Lineage: Eukaryota; Metazoa; Chordata; Actinopteri; Pleuronectiformes; Soleidae. Gene Ontology annotation, molecular function: protein binding. The coding region runs from base 621 to 3017 and encodes 798 amino acids. The record is from RefSeq and is a predicted model, not a curated record.
UUCAGCUUGUUGACAGGCUGACUACCAUCGCCAUGUUACGUUUUUAAUAGAUUUUAUUUUCAGAUUUAUGUAAUGUAUACAAACAUCUCAGUAACGUAUACCGUUGUGUCAUGUGUUGAUCCUCUGUCCUGUUCUCCUGGCUCAACGAACUCCUCCAGCAACGAUAAACUUCUUCUGUGGCGAUUCUUCUUCUUCUCCUAAUAAAUGUAGAUUACAAUUCUUUGUGGUACAUAGCGCCAACUAGUGCACAGGAGGGACUUAGCAGUCAGUAGUCACUGAUUUCAAAAAGCAACUGGCUCCUUUUGACAAGGUCCAAUCAGAUUUCAUGGGGGUCCAGUGCUACCCCGGCCCCCUCUAGCUCCACCUCUGGGCGUGGUCCACAUUAAAGGUCAAGAGGUCACUUAAGUUUAAUAAUGAAGUGGAAUAAAAGAAACUUCCCAUCAGCCACCACACCGUCUCACUUCCUGUCACUCUCUUUGUUCCUGUUACAGACUGACCUUUGACCUGCUGCUGAUGAUAAAGUAUGAUGUCAUUGUGUUUCAGACGUCCAGGAUCAGCACAACGAGCACACAACCACACACACUGCCCCAGUCACAGGCCACACCCACCAGGGCGCUGAUAUGUUGAACCAACACCAUGGACGCCACCAUCAACCACAUGAGGACGAUGCCGCCGCCCACCAUUACCCAGAAGUCCCUGCUGCUCUCCCUGUCCCUGACAUGAUGGCUCUGCUCAUGUCCCAGCUGCAUCCGCUCCUCCACAACUUCAACCGCUCGCUGGAGCACCUGACGCGACAGGUGGACGACCUCGCCCAGGAGGUGCUGCAGCUGAGGAGCGGGUGGCCGGGGGCGGAGCUUCAGCUGCAGGUGGGGACGACGGAGGCGCUCAAGCACAACGAGGAAGCAGAGGAGAUAUUAGACGCCAAACUGGACGAGGUGUACAAGCACAUCAGGGAGGUCCAGGCACAGCUGGAGACACACAGGUUGGACACGGACAGCAGACUACACUCCCAGCAUGCAAUGCUGCACUACAACCUCACCAGCUUCAAGAUGGACAUGGAUGUGAAGCUGAAACGUCAGCAGAAGAUGCUGCAGAUCAGCCUGCAGGCCAUGGAUCUGAAGGUCAACCAGGACCAGACCACAGAGGCGGAACUGGAGCCCCACGCCGCUCCCCCUCCCUCCAUGCUCCGCCCACUGCCGCCCACAGACUCGUCCACACUGUGGGAGGCCAUCAAGCGUCUGGACAACAUGGUGGUCAACAACACAGUCAAGGUGGGCGGGCUGACGGAGGACGUGGACGUGACCUCAGGAAACGUCCAGAGACUCAGGUUUGACCUGAAGGAUCUGGAGAAGCUGAUCAACCAGACUGCUCGUCGCAGUCAGGUCCUGUUCAUGGAGACGGGUCUGGAGGUGGAGGACGCUAAGGUGGGCGUCCUGAAGAAGGUGGACGAGCUGACACGAAACAUGACUCAGCACCUGCAGGAGGUGGACGUGGACAUGGAUUACCUGUUCACCGCCCUCUACCGCAACCACUCUGCCCCGGACUGUGACUGCAAGGCACUGACCGCCGCCGUAGUUCAGCUGGAGAGGGGCGUGGCCAAUGUGACAGCCCUGGCCAAUGAGAACAGAUUAGCCCUGGAAGCAGAUGAUGACAGAGGGGUGGAGCAGUGGGACGGGGCCAAUGACUGGGAGCCGGCGGUAGAAGCGCUUCAACGUGGUCUUCAGCUGGUGAAGGAGUCUGUGGUGUUGGAGCAGACCAGGAGCCUGACUCUGAGCCAGACUCUGAACCAGACUGUGAGGCAGCUGAGCAGCUCGCUGAGCCUCAGCGUGGCCGAGGUGAGCGUUCUGAAGCGGAGCAACGAGCAGCUGAGAAAGGACCUGCACAAACUGUCCGCGCCCUUCGACUCUAUGCUCAAAGACGCCAUCAGACACAGCGACGUGCUGGAGCUUCUCCUGGGCGAAGAGGUGCUGGAGUUCCUGGAGUGGCCGGUCCAGGACCAGGAGGCCCAGUCCAUCCCAGCCCUGAAGGAGCAGCUGAAGAACCUGCAGGAGGAACUGAGAGGACACAGCCUGAGCAUCACGUCACUGCUGAGCAGCAGGGCAGGAGUCUGGGAGGAGGUGCCAUCUGCUGACCAACCCUCCUUCUCCUCCUCCCUCCUCCUCCCCGAUGACAAGAGUCCUGGUGGUAUGAGGAGGAGCAACAGCGGAGAAGCAGCCCGGGAGCAGCAGCUCUUCCUGCGCCCUGACGAGAGGCGUCCGGAGCAUGAGGGAGACGGCAGUGAUCUGUGGAACCUGGAAAAGAUGAUGCAGGACCUGGAGCUGAAGGUGAAGCAGCUGGAGGACAAACCCUGUCCCUGUCCCAGCUCCUCCACGGAGAGGGAGGUGCUGUCCAAACUGCAGGAGGAGGUGACGUGGCUGAAGAGAGGCCUGGAGGAACAUCUGAGGGUCUUCAAGAACGUCUUCACUAAAACUGACGUCCUGGUGGCAUCAAACGCAGCGCUGGAUCUGGAUCAAGUGUGGCAACUGGUGAAGAACCAAAAAACUAAGAAAGAGAGGAAGAGAGGAGGAGCCAGAGGAGGAGGGGACGAGCCAGGAAGAAGAGGAAACCAUAGAAACAGGAGGGAUCUACCUGGUGGCGCUCUUGUGUCAGAAGACUCUGUGAUGUUUGUGGCAUCUCUGAGGAUUUCAAACAGCGCGGUGACGUUUGAUACGUCUCUGAACCCAGGACAUUUUCACUCUGACACCGGGACCUUCACCGCUCCAGUGGACGGGGUCUACGUCUUCAUCCUCACCUUCAAUCUAAAGUCUGGCUCCGCCCCUAUUGUCCUCAGGAAGGUGGGCGGGGUUUCAGUGUCUCUAAACCGACAGAAUGUGACAGCAGCGGGGGGGCCGGCCACAUCUGUGGCACUCCUGCGGCUGAGGAAAGGGGAGGAGAUAUGGCUGGAACUGAGGGGCGGGGCAUGGGCGGAUUCAGAGGACAAUGUCUUCACUGGGUUAUUACUGCAUCGCACCACCUGAGGGCGCUGUGGAACAGUCAGCUGAGCACAGGAGGAGAACUCGAUGUUGUUUUAUGACAGAAGCACCUUACACAAAACAGCGGGAAUCAAACCAUCAACCCUUCAACCGCCGGUCGUGGACUUCUUCCUCUGCUCCACCGGUUUAGUCCGGAGGUGUUUAGCUUAACCUAGCUUAGACUGGAGAUGUGAGGAAAUAUUUAUCAUAAGAAAAACAUUAAAUAUAAAUGUUUAGACAGCUCGCCCCCUGGUGGCAG